ACAGUAUCCAGCAGUCACUGGAUUCCUGCUCUUUGGAUGAGAAGAGUUCAGUGAAAUUAUCUUCCCCUAAACAGUGUCUUCUGCACACUCUGAUGAAGCUGAAGAAGGAUGACAAGUUAAAGCUGUUUCAGAGCCAUCUGAGUCAGGAUUGCCCAGAAUGCUUUAAGAGCCUGUCUGAAGAUCCUUCUGUGCUGGUUAAGUUUAUGCAGAUGAAGGAAUUGUUCAAAAGUCAUCAAAUUGAUGAUUAUCCAGAAUGCACUGAGAGAGAGCAGGAGGAUCCUGAGGCCCUGUACAUAGUUGAGAAGAUGCUGGAGACCUGUGGCAGUGAGAGGUCUCUGAAGAUCACACCCCACAUCUUGAGAAACAUGAAGCAGAAGGAUCUUGCCGACUCACUGGAGAGAGAUGAGCAGCACAAUGAAUCCAUAAAACGAGCCCAGCAGACACUGAAAACUCAUCUGAAGAGGAAGUUUGAAUGCAUAUUUGAAGGUUCAGUAAAGCAGGGCCACCCAACCCUCCUGAAUGAGAUCUAUACAGAGCUCUACAUCACAGAGGGGGGAAGUGGGGGGGUCAAUAAUGAGCACGAGGUCAGACAGAUUGAGACAGCAUCCAAGAGACAAACCACGCAGGAGACUGCAAUACUCUGCAAUGACAUAUUUAAGCCUUUACCUGGACAAAAGAAAACCAUCAGAACUGUGCUUACGAAGGGCAUAGCUGGCAUUGGGAAAACUGUCUCUGUUCAGAAGUUCAUUCUGGACUGGGCAGAAGGAAAAGCCAAUCAGGACAUUGAUUUCAUCUUCACUCUCCCUUUCCGAGAUCUGAAUUUGAAGAAGGAAAGACCAUUCAGUCUGAUGCAACUUCUGCAACACUACUUUCCACUACUGAAAGAGAUCAAAAGCAUUGAAGGUGAUGAAGUCAAGGUUGUGUUUAUCUUUGAUGGUCUGGAUGAGUGUCGACUUCCUCUAGAUUUCCAAAGCAAUGAGAACUGCUGUGAUAUAACAAAGCCAUCAUCAGUGGAUGUGCUGCUGACCAACCUCAUUGAGGGUAAUCUGCUUCCCUCUGCUCUCCUCUGGAUUACCUCCCGACCAGCAACAGCCAAUCAGAUCCCUCCUGAGUGUGUCCACCGAGUGACAGAGAUACGAGGGUUCAGUGACCGACAGAAGGAGAAGUACUUCAGGAAGAGAAUAAGAGAUCAGGACCAGGCCAGCAGAAUUAUCAAACACAUAAAGACAUCCAGGAGUCUCUACAUCAUGUGUCACAUACCAGUCUUCUGCUGGAUUUCUGCUACUGUUCUGGAGACAAUGUUGGGUAACGUAGAGAGUAGAGAUCUGCCCAAAACACUGACUGAAAUGUACACACACUUCCUGCACAUUCAGACUAAUAUGAAGAAUCAGAAGUAUCAUGGCGCCAAUGAGAUGGAUUCAAAGAAGAUGUCAGCAUCAGAUACAGAAAUCAUCCUGAAACUGGGGCAGCUGGCUUUUCUACAGCUGGAAAAGGGCAAUCUAAUAUUCUAUGAACAGGACCUGAGAGAGAGUGGCAUUGAUGUCAGUGAAGCUUCAGUGUACUCUGGGGUGUGCACAAAUAUCUUUAAACAGGAGUGUGGAUUGGAUCAGGAGAAGGUCUACUGCUUUGUGCAUCUGAGCAUUCAGGAGUAUCUGGCUGCCUUGUUUGUGUUUAAUUCAUGUGUAAAUGAGAACAGAAAUGUACUCAGAGCAGAAGAAUCAAAACCUCACAGUGACAGAGUGCAGCUGUCUGAGUUACACAUGAGUGCAGUGGAUCAGGCCUUAGAGAAUAAGAAUGGACACCUGGACCUUUUCCUCCGAUUCCUUCUUGGCCUCUCUCUGGACUCUAUUCAGACACUCUUAGGGGGACUACUGACACAGACAGGAAGCAGAUCUGAUGGAGGAAGACACAAAACAAGGCCCAGUUUUACUUUAUUUCUCAGUCUAUGGUCAGAGAGCAGAUCAUUGAGCAUCGACAUAACAGUCCAAUACAUUCAGAAGAGGAUCAGGGAGGAAUCUUCAGCCGAUAGGAUCAUCAAUCUGUUCCACUGUCUCAAUGAACUUAAUGACAACUCUCUUGUAGAGGAAAUCAUGAGUACCCAGGGAUCAGGUAAACUUUCUGAUACAGAGCUGGAACCACACCAAUGUUCAGCUCUGGCCUUUGUGUUACUAAUGUCAGAGGAGAUCCUGGAUGAGUUUGACUUGAAGACCUACAACACAUCAGCAGCAGGUCAUCAGAGACUGGUACCUGUAGUCAGGAGCUGCAGGAAGGCCAUACUGAACAGCUGUAGCCUCACAGAGAAGUCCUGUGAUAUUGUGGCCACAGCUCUCCGGUCAUCAAACUCACCCCUGAGAGAUCUGGACCUCAGCUACAAUAACCUGGGAGAUUCAGGAGUGAAGCUGCUCUGUGCUGGACUGAUGAGUCCAAAUUGUCAAUUACAGAGACUGAGACUGAACAGCUGUGACCUCACAGCGAAGUCCUGUAAUAUUGUGGCCUCAGCUCUGCAGUCAUCAAACUCACCCCUGAGAGAUCUGGACCUCAGCUACAAUAACCUGGGAGAUUCAGGAGUGGAGCUGCUCUGUGCUGGACUGAUAAGUCAAAACUGUAAACUACAGAGACUGGGACUGAACAGCUUUGACCUCACAGAUAAGUCCUGUGAUAUAGUGGCCUCUGUUCUCCAGUCAUCAAACUCACCCCUGAGAGAUCUGGACCUCAGCUACAAUAACCUGGGAGAUUCAGGAGUGAAGCUGCUCUGUGUUGGACUGAUGAGUCCAAACUGCAAACUACAGAGACUGGGACUGAACAGCUGUGACCUCACAGAGGAGUCCUGUGAUAUUGUGUCCUCAGCUCUCCAGUCAUCAAAAUCACCCCUGAGAGAUCUGGACCUCAGCUACAAUAACCUGGGAGAUUCAGGGGUGCAGCUGCUCUGUGCUGGACUGAUGAGUCCAAACUGUAAACUACAGAGUCUGGGACUGAACAACUGUGAACUCACACAGACGUGCUGUAAUGUUGUGGCCUCAGCUCUCCAGUCAUUAGACUCACCCCUGAGAGAUCUGGACCUCAGCUACAAUAACCUGGAAGAUUCAGGAGUAGAGCUGCUCUGUGCUGGACUGAUGAGUCCAAACUGUAAACUACAGAGACUGGGGCUGGGUUGGUGUAAUCUCACAGAGGGCUGCUGUGGUGUUCUGGCCUCAGUCCUGCGUUCUCCUCACUCAGAGCUGAGAGAUCUGGAGCUCAGAGACAACGAGCUGCAGGAUUCAGGAGUGAGAGUGCUCUCUGCUGGAUUGGAGGACCCACAUUGUAAACUGCAGAGACUGGGGCUGUCAGGCUGUAGAGUCACACAGACAGGCUGUGAUUCUCUGGCUUCAGCUCUGUGUUCAAACCCCUCACACCUGAGAGAGCUAGACCUGAGAUACAAUCACCCGGGAGACUCAGGAGUGAGAGCGCCGUCUGCUGCUAAACUGGACACACUCACACUGCUUGUGGACCAUGGAGGAGAGAACAGGACCAAACCUGGACCCAGGAAAUAUGGCUGUCAGUUCACACUGGAUCCAAACACAGUGCACAGAAAGCUGUUUCUCUCUGAGGAGAACAGGAGAGUGACACACACACCGGGGAAAGAGGAGCGUCCAUAUCCUGAUCAUCCAGAGAGAUUUGAGCAUGAGCCCCAGGUUGUGAGCAGAGAGAGUGUGUGUGAGCGCUGUUACUGGGAGGCUGAGUUCAGUUUGUCUGAGCCGGGGGGAGGGGUAGAUAUAGCAGUGACAGAUAAAGGAAUCAGCAGGAAAGGAGAGGGUUCUGACUCUGUGUUUGGAUGGAAUAAAAACGCCUGGAGUCUGUUGUGCGUUAAACACAGUGACUCUGAUGAGCUCAGUUACGCUGUCUGGCACAAUAACAACCCAACAGACUUAACUGCCCUCACCUCCCCCUACCGCAGAGAUGGAGUGUGUGAUGAUGAUGAUGCUGAUGAUGAUAGAGGAGUGUGUGUGUACAGGGUAGGAGUGUGUGUGGACCGUCCGGCCGGCACUCUGUCCUUCUACAGCGUCUCAGACUCUGACACACUGACCCUCCUGCACAGAUUCCACACACACUUCACUGAAAACACACCCCUCUGUGCUGGAUUUUACAUGAGGAACUCCUCAGCGUCCCUCUGCUAACUGGAGUAGAGACACACACACACAUUCACACACGCACGCACGCACACACAAACGCACAUGCGCACACACACACACACACACGUGCACAUAUGCACUCGCACGCAUGCACGCACACACACACACACUCACAUACACACACACACACACACACACACAUAUAUACACACACUCAAAUACACAUACACACACACGUAUAAACACACACAGACAUACUCAAAGGCACUCUCACGCACACACACAUACAGUUGAAGUCGAAGGUUUGCAUACACCUUAGCCAAAUCCAUUUAAACUCAGUUUUUCACAAUUCCUGACAUUUAAUCCUAGUAAACAUUCCCUGUCUUAGGUCAGUUAGGAUCACAACUUUAUUUUAAGAAUGUGAAAUGUCAGAAUAAUAGUAUCGAGAAUGAUUUAUUUCAGCUUUUAUUUCUUUCAUCACAUUCCCAGUGGGUCAGAAGUUUACAUACACUCUGUU
Anguilla rostrata (American eel) is the source of this 4626-nucleotide messenger RNA. Its product is annotated as NACHT, LRR and PYD domains-containing protein 3-like. Bases 93 to 4154 code for a protein of 1353 amino acids. The record is from RefSeq and is a predicted model, not a curated record. NCBI's taxonomy places the organism in Eukaryota, Metazoa, Chordata, Actinopteri, Anguilliformes, Anguillidae. Gene Ontology annotation, biological process: intracellular signal transduction. The transcript has 12 exons. Gene Ontology annotation, molecular function: protein binding.